AUCCAAACUACUAAUUGUAUCACAAAUUGUAUAAACUAAUCAAGCCAACACACAAUAGUAAUAAUUACAAUAGAUACGUAUGCUAAUAUCUUUAGUGUCCUCAAAGAUCAAUGUAUUGCCAGAUGACUUUGAUUUGAUGUUUUCUGACAUGGUCUUAGAAGAUGAGAUGAUAAUUGCUCUUCCUAAUCCAUGUGAAAUCAUUGUCAAGAUUAUUGAAUCAGACCCAUCAUUCCAAAGAGUAACAUAUGAACCGACAUUUCUUGAAAUGUUGAACUCUGUUCCAAUUAAUAGAAAGUUCAGGGGAUUCUCCUGGUACAAGUAAAAGCUCGACACAAUCAUCGUUCAUUUUGCAGCCACAAAUUAUAAAUGUCCCAGCUACUGUCCAGUCUCCACUCUCUCUAGAGAUUGGAGUUAAGCUACCUAUCUUUUCAAUGGAGUGCAGCAAAUAUUUAAAUGGUUUGGUGCCUUGCCGUAAGUAUACUUUAAAAGAUGUUUGCAGUGAAUUGGCGCAUCACCUUGAAGAGUGUCUUCCAGAGGGAAACCCUUCAAUAAGAAAAAGGUUCUAUAAUCGUGUAACUGUCCUUUUGAAACAGUCAUACCCAACCUGUACUUUUGUAGAAGAGGGUGCAGGUGGAGUUGUAAAGCGCGUUUCUAAUGUAAUUCGGAAGCGACGUGAGCGUCGUUUAAAAAGUUUGCUUGAGGUAAAAAAUGCAAACAGAAUGCUAAACAUCUCUGGAAUAAACGACAGCUCAUUUGAUGAAGACAUACAGAUCAUGGACGAAUUUGAAAAAAUGGGCAUUGUUUCCAAAGAAGCUGCAUUAGAGAGGCUAUUGCAAGUUGUUGAAAAGUUGUAUCCAGGUUCAGAUAUUCCGUCUGCCCUAAUACGAUUUCAUAAGAACACUACCAGAAAAGAAGUGUUGUGUCCAAUUGUUAUUGCUAGUUCUGAAGAUAACGUCUCUUCUCCUGGGCCCCAACUCAUUUUAGGAGAGAAAAUAACAUUUGUUGAUAAAGGAAAAGUAAUUGCGAUUGGUCAUCGGCAUAAUGAUUCCUUACACGUGCUUCAAUUAAUUGCUUAUUAUUAUAUUAUGGACUUGUCGUACCCAAGAUCGUUUGGGGAGUUUUGGGGCUGUUGCAGCAUUACGUCUUGCAAAUACCAUUUGCUUGUACAAAUAAGCUUUGGUUAAAAAAAUGCCGAGUCUUGUAAAA
Molecule: messenger RNA, 1206 nt
Organism: Hydra vulgaris (swiftwater hydra)
Lineage: Eukaryota; Metazoa; Cnidaria; Hydrozoa; Anthoathecata; Hydridae
Source: RefSeq, a predicted model, not a curated record